Closterium sp. NIES-65 is the source of this 1041-nucleotide messenger RNA. The record is from the annotation of a GenBank genome assembly. NCBI's taxonomy places the organism in Eukaryota, Viridiplantae, Streptophyta, Zygnematophyceae, Desmidiales, Closteriaceae.
AUGCAGGGGCGAGUAGGGGAUGGACCGGGAGGAGCCGGCGCGAUCUUCGUUGGGGGGUUGCUUACUGUACCGGCGCCGACCUCUCGUCGCUCUUUCCGUUACGAUGGCCCUCGACCCCCUCUUUCGGGGCAGACGCCGACGCAGCCGGAGAGCGGCAGUGAGGAGGAGGAUGAGGAGGAGGAUGGUGAGGGCGAGAAGGAGGAGGACACUGAGGGGAGCGGGGAUGAUAGCGAGGCGGCGUGGGACCCAGAGACGCAUGGCGGUGGGGAGGGGGGAGAUGAUGAUGAUGAAGACCACGAGAUGGAUGGGUUGGAGCCAGAGGGGCGGGAGGAGGAGGUGGGAGAGGGUGGUGGAAGGGCGGCAACAGAGGCGGGAUCACAGCAUGUGCGUGAAGGGGGAGGGAGCGUGGGGGUUAAGGUGGGGGGGAGAAAGGCCGUGACCAUUAGGGAGCCGAGGCAGAGGAAGAAGGCCAACAAGUUGAGGGAGCGGGCGUAUCCCUGCACGUUCACUGGGGAGCCCUUGGGCGAGGGUGUGAUUGCUCCCGAGUUCCUAGACGAGGACGGAGGGUCUGAGAGUAGUAAGGGGACUGGCAAGGGUAAUAGGAAGACGGGGUGGCAAUUUCGUGAGCUACUCAUCCUGCUAAACCGCAACUGCGCGCAGAAGAACUUCAUCCCCUCGCGCUGGACGGUUUCCCGCGAUACAGUGGUCUAUGCGGCUGCCGCUCUUCAGUCAGCCAUUGCGGAGAUGCUGGCGAAGGAGGGGGAGCUGGGGUGCAGGGUGUCGUUCACCAUCAUCGACAUGUGGACGUCGCCCAACAACAGGGCGUGGCUAGUGGUAACAGGUCACUUGAUCGACGAGAAUUACCAGCUGCGCACAAUGGUGUUUGAAUUCCGCAAGAUUCUCGGGCGUCACACGGGCAAGCAGAUGGCGAGGGUGGUUGAGGAGACUGUGGUGCAGUGGGGGUUGGAGACGCGUUCUAUGUUCGGAAAGACGCAGCUAGGACGCUGCGUCCUGCGUCCGGACGCUGCGUCCGGACGCUAG